AUGAAGUUCUCCGCAGCAUUAAGCUUGGCGAUUGCCCCCGUGGCGCUCGCAAAGGCCGUCCACAACGUCUACCCUGUCCGCCGCGAUCCCAAGAACGCCGACAACAACAACAAGGGUGGACCUCACCCCUCUCGUGAUGUUGCUGGUGUCGGCAGUGUCGGCAGUGUCGGCGGCGUCGGCGGCGUCGGCAGCAGCCAGGUCGUCAACGCCGACGCCGCGCUGCUCGCCGAAGCUGGUUUGGUCUUGGGUUCCCUGAGCGAGAUCGUCGUCAUCUGGGUCAACGGUGGUGGUGGUGUGCCCACCACUACCAUCAACGCCGUCUCGACAGUCACACAGACGGUGACGGCUGGUGCUGGUGGUGUUGCUGGUGCCCCGGCAGAGACGACUGUGGCUGCUGCCGGUGGUGGCACUGGAACCACCGCUACUGGUGCGACGGCUGUCGCUGGCGGUGCUGGCGCAACGCACACGGUCACAGUCGGUGGCCCCAAGGGUCUGGCGUACGAGCCCAGCAGCAUCGUCGCCAAUGUCGGCGACAUGGUCAUCUUCACGUUCCUGAGCCAGAACCACACCGUCUCCCAGUCUGCCUUUGCCACCCCUUGCGAGCUGCUCGCCGGCGGCAUGGACUCUGGUUUCCAGCCCAACGCCAACAACUCUGUCAACCCACCGCCGCAGGUCGCCCUUCAGGUCAUGGUCGACACUCCUCUGUGGUUCUACUGCCGCCAGAAAGGUCACUGCGGUAAGGGCAUGACCUUCUCCAUCAACCCCACUGCCGCAAAGACACAGGCCAUGUUCCAGCAGAUGGCCAUUUCCCAGAACGGAACUGGCACUGGCAGUGCCAUUACCGGUAAUGGUGGCGGCGCCGCCGCUGGUGGCGCUGCUGCUGGUAGCGGCAGCGGUACCACUGUCGCCUCUGGCACCACCACCUCGGCCUUGGCUGCCGCCGACUCUCUGACUGCUACGCUGGGCGGCACGGCUGCGACCAACACGGCUGCUGCUGUCGGCUCGAGCGGCACCGGUCUGACCACGGGCACCGGCAGUAUUAACGCUGACGGCUCCUGCUCGUGCGCUGUCAUGUGCGCUGCUGGCUCAUUCCCGGCUGUCCAGGCACAGGGUGUCGGUGCCUUUGGUGGUUUCGGUGGCUCCCUGCCGUCGACUGCCGUGGUCGCAUAA
Sporothrix brasiliensis 5110 is the source of this 1170-nucleotide messenger RNA. RefSeq lists its product as uncharacterized. The transcript is spliced from 2 exons. NCBI's taxonomy places the organism in Eukaryota, Fungi, Ascomycota, Sordariomycetes, Ophiostomatales, Ophiostomataceae. The coding region runs from base 1 to 1170 and encodes 389 amino acids. The record is from RefSeq and is a predicted model, not a curated record.